AUGUCAUUCAUGGUAGAGGAGGCGUCUAUAUGGAACUGGCCAAACCUGGCCAUGGUUCUGCUUUCAAAUAUCACAAUUCUGGUUGUUUUCAUGAUGGAAAAGAUUCUUGAAAAAGGCUACUUGAGCAACUAUUCUGCUACUGUGUUUUAUUCUAUCCUUAUCCCAGCGCAUUUGGCUAUUCCUGCUGCAUUCACUCUGGUCUUGAAGGGCAACCCAGUAUGCUCUAUCUGCGCUCUAUCCGUUUUUGUAGUCGAGUCGUUGAAACUAGUGUCCUAUGUUCAUGUGAACUACUGGUGCAGAUGUGCGCGUCUAGAGAAGGCUGCCACUAAAAAGGAUGAUGUCACGAGACCCGAGAUUUCACAUCCGGAAAUGGCUUCGCUUUAUCCGGCUUCUUUGAAUCUGUGUAAUCUCUAUUACUUUAUGCUGGCUCCAACACUCUGUUACGAGCUAAAAUUUCCGCGCUCUGUUCGGCGGCGUAAGAGUUUCCUUAUCAAAAGGUUUAUUGAGUUGGUUUUCCUUACUUUCCUGUUAGCAGCUCUGGUACAGCAGUGGAUUGUUCCAACUGUGCACAACAGUAUGCGUCCGCUCAACGAAAUGGAACUCGGAAGAUGCUUGGAAAGGCUUCUAAAGUUGGCCAUUCCUAAUAUAGUGAUUUGGUUGAUUGGUUUUUAUACCCUGUUCCACUCUUUUCUGAACUUCAUUGCGGAGGUUCUAAAAUUUGCUGACAGGGAAUUUUACCGUGAUUUCUGGAACUCGGAGACUACUGAGUACUUUUGGCGAACAUGGAAUAUACCAGUCCACCGCUGGGCUGCACGACAUAUCUAUUUUCCUAUGAUUCGGAAUAAUUACAAUAAGUUCAGUGCCACGACUGUGUCUGUUCCUCUUCACAUGUUCCGAUUAUGGGCGUACUACGGCAUGAUGGCACAAAUUCCACUUACCUUUAUAACCAGUUACGUUAUUAAGGGUGGUCGAGCAGGGAACGUGAUCGUUUGGCUGUCUCUCAUCCUUGGGCAACCACUUGCUACUCUUAUGUACGUCCACGACUGGUACGUCCUUCAUCAAACAUCUACCGAAGUGGUGACUGGUGGUGACCAACUAUCGUCCUAG
This is a messenger RNA of Cooperia oncophora, 1107 nucleotides long. Lineage: Eukaryota; Metazoa; Nematoda; Chromadorea; Rhabditida; Trichostrongylidae. The record is from the annotation of a GenBank genome assembly.